AUGUCAACCCCAAACCACAAGCCCCGCAAGAAGAAGAAGGGCGACUCCGGAGUCCUGGCCAAUCCCCGCCAUGGCACCGUCGUGGUCGAUCCUCAGGACAAUGUUGCCAGGCCCGCCUUCCCGCUCGUCGCUUUCCUCUGGCCGGCCAAGGGUGCAGUCUCACAAUGGGUGCUCUUGCCGCUGAUUCUGAUCGUUGUGGGUUUGUUCCGGUGGGCGACAGCCUUUUGGGGCUAUUCCGGCUUCGAAAAACCGCCAAUGCACGGAGACUUCGAGGCUCAGAGGCACUGGUUGGAAAUUACCAUCAACCUUCCCAUGACCCAAUGGUAUUUCCACGACCUAGAAUGGUGGGGACUUGACUACCCGCCGUUGACGGCAUAUCACAGCUGGCUCUUGGGGAAAAUUGGUCACUAUAUCGAGCCGGCGUGGUUCGCUCUUCACACCUCCCGCGGCCUCGAUGAUCCCAUGCUAAAAAUCUUUAUGCGUGCCACCGUCUUCGUAUCUGAAUACCUCGUUUACAUCCCGGCCGUCGUUAUCUGCCUCCGCCGCUACUCUCGCUUGCAGGAGGUCAAUACCUGGGAAUAUUCCCUUGCUCUGGUGGCCAUCCUGAUGCAGCCCGGAUCCAUCAUUAUCGACCAUGGACACUUCCAGUACAACACCGUCAUGCUCGGCUUGGUUCUGGCAAGUAUUUCGAGCAUGAUCGCCGGCCGCUUUCUGUGGAGCUGCGUCUUUUUCGUCGGCGCGCUUGGAUUCAAACAGAUGGCACUGUUCUAUGCUCCUGCAGUAUUUGCUUACCUCCUUGGGGUUUGCAUCUUUCCCCGGAUCAAUGUUCCGCGUUUUCUUGGAAUUGCGCUAGUCACGGUCGUCUCGUUUGCAGUCCUGUACGCACCGCUCAUCGUUGGUGCGGUCUAUGAUUGGUACCGUGGCCUGCCUGUGCACGAGCUACCCACGCCUCCGCUACUUUCGAAGCUACCGGCUGCCAUUGAUGAGAAAUCUUGGUACUUUCCGAUCAUUGUGGUCCUGGCUCAAUCCAUCCACCGCGUCUUCCCGUUCGCCCGCGGUUUGUUCGAGGACAAGGUAGCUAACGUAUGGUGCUUCGUACACACCUUCCACAAGCUACACCACUAUCCCACUGAGAAGCUGCAGCUUGGUGCGUUGACCCUGACCGGGGCCCACAUUCUCGGUCCAUGCCUGGCGCUACUUGUCAAACCGCGAAAGGAGCUUCUUCCUUUGGCCUUUGCCGCUACUUCUUGGGCCUUCUUUCUGUUCUCGUACCAAGUUCACGAGAAGAAUGUUCUUCUUCCUUUGUUGCCCAUGACGCUUCUCCUUGGUUCUCGUAGCGGAAUGCUACCGUCAGCGCGAGCUUGGAUUGGGCUGGCCAACAUCCUGGGUGUCUGGACAAUGUAUCCGCUCCUCAAGCGAGACGAGCUGGCAAUCCCGUACUUCAUACUCACCUUGCUCUGGGCGUAUCUGCUCGGACUUCCUCCGACGUCUUUCUCAAUCUUCCGUAAUGACACACCCGGCCGUCUGAGCAUCAUUGAGAAGCUGAUGCACGCCGGGUUUUACACGGCUAUGGUCGUGUGGCAUUUCGCCGAAGCAUUUGUAACUCCGCCAGAGAACAAGCCGGAUCUCUGGGUGGUGGCCAACGUCCUGAUUGGCGCGCCUGGAUUCUACCUCUGCUACCUCUGGUGCUUGUUCCACUUGAUCAGAGGCUUCAAGAUGGCUGUCAAGGUGGAUGAGUGGAAGAAAACGCAGUAG
Molecule: messenger RNA, 1755 nt
Organism: Lasiodiplodia theobromae
Lineage: Eukaryota; Fungi; Ascomycota; Dothideomycetes; Botryosphaeriales; Botryosphaeriaceae
Product: Dolichyl pyrophosphate Man9 C2 alpha-glucosyltransferase
Exons: 3
Coding region: 1-1755 (584 amino acids)
Biological process (GO): protein N-linked glycosylation
Cellular component (GO): endoplasmic reticulum membrane
Molecular function (GO): dolichyl pyrophosphate Man9GlcNAc2 alpha-1,3-glucosyltransferase activity
Source: RefSeq, a predicted model, not a curated record